AUGGACAAUAUGCUUGGUUCUAUUCUGCUUCUGUUCUUGUCUCUGACGCAAACACUUCCUGCGAAUAGUAAGUAAGGUUUGUGUGAUAUUUUCUUACGGGACUGGUCAUUUUAGACGGUGCUUUGAACGGCACACACGAGGCACCUACCGUCGUAAAAUUGUAGCUUGAUUAAGGCAAGCCUCGGUUCACCGGGGCAUGAGAGUUGGGUCGAAAACUCUCAUCCUCAUUUGAUCAGCUUUAAACAGUUCCUCAGUGUUGGUAGAUUCUAGAUAGUGUAGAAUUAUAGAAUACCCGUCCAAGACCAAGGUCAAUCGACUUCCAAUAUUUGAAACGCAAACAUUAGACACCUUGUUUAAAUAAAGUUUUCUAUCUAUUUGACGAAUCUCUGCAACUUUGUAGAACAAAGCGAAGAAAAGACGGAAGUGGUUUUAGAUCGGAUUGCCAGAGUUAACAACUUGAAGAUGGGGCUGAAUAAUAACGAAGUGGAAACCAAUGAACGUAUGUACAACACAACCUCUGUACAACAAUUUCCCAUUUAAUUUUCUGUUUAUUUAAACCCGUCUGUCUUUAAUUACGCCCAUUUACAUUUGCAAUUUUUGUUGUGAUUUUCUUUAUGAUGGAUGUGAACGAGAAGAUAAGUUAUGAAUGUUCAGAUGAAGGUACACAUACUCAGAACAUACUCAGAACCCUACCUAUAUUUCUAAUUUUUUUAAACUUCGUAAUACUCCAUAUGCUUUAAGAGGUAAUGGUCAUAAUGUGGUACAGGGUGUGUAUAACAGUCGUUAUUUGCAUAACUCCUAUAAGUAUAUUAUUUCCCAUAUUUGGAAUCAGUUACUACUUUCUGCCAAGUCAUCUACCUCAUUAUCUGAAUUUAGAAACCAGAUUCACCAAUCUGAUUUACUUGGCUGUCAAUGCUAUGCAUGCAUUUAGUAGUAGUAAUAGUAGUGUUAGUAUAUUAGUAUAUAGAUUAUUAAUUAAUUAAUACCAUGUAAAUAUUUUAUAUAUUGGUAAAUAGGUAUUUUGUCGAGCACUUCUAUCAUGAGCCCCUGACUCGAGUGAUUGGGCAACCACACUCUGCCAUUCGACAUUAAAUAAAUUAUUCUAUUCUAACAUUCGUAACUUAUCUACUCGUUCACAUCCAUCAGAAGACGAAAUUCGCACUAGAACCCGCAGCAAAAAUUGCCAGUGUAAAAGGACCUUUUAAAGAUCUUUGCCUGCAUAGAUUUUUGUCCGUUUCUUUUUCUACACGUUUUCUCUUAAUCAGCUGGCCAGGCAAUGGGCAAUUCUAGCUAUAGACUAAAAUCUAGGCAAGAAGAACAAAAUUCAUCAGCACAGCUAGAAAGAGCAUGUUAAAAUGAGUAAAUUUGCAAAGCUUGGUUGCGAAAUGUUGUAAAAUGAGGAACAUAUAGCCCUGCGAAAUUUGCAAAUUUUGUAUUAAUUUGUAUUAUGCACGGGGAAAAUGCACGACAUUUGGGCCGAAAGUGGUGCAAAUUCCCGUGCGUAAUACAAAUUAAUACAAAAUUUGCACAUUUUGCAGGGCUAUAUUUUCCUCAUUUUACAACAUUUCGCAACCAAACGUUUCAAAUUUACUCAUUUUAACAUGCUCUUUCUAGCUGUGCUGAUGGAUUUUGUUCUUCUUGCUUAGAUUUUAGUCUAUAGCUGGAAUUGGCCAUUAGUUAGCCUCAUCACAUCGCUAGCCAGGAGUGGGUUUCACAAGCACUAUCGUGCAGCAGAUGGUGGUCAACCUGCAGUUAUAAAGAUUUCGUUCCUCUUUUUAGUGAAUGACGUCACUGUUCACGAAGGUGACAUCAUCAUGAGCGACGCUCAGUACAAUCAUCUUGUCUCCAACGGCAAUCAAAGUGAUAAACGAACUACAUAUCAUCAUUAUGAGUAUCUCUGGAAGUCAAAAAUUCUUCCGUACGAGAUUGAUCCAAAUAUGCGUAAGUAUUUAUUAUUCAUACUCGACAGUUCCAACGGUUCUUCCAAGAGGUCCAGUAAGGUCAUCUCUUAUUCAUCCAUCCCUUAUUCAACCUAAACUAACUUUAUUUAUACUGCAUAGCUCUAUCAGUUCCAAACUGUUCUUCCUUGAGGUCCAGCAAGGAUCAUCUCUUAUUCAUCCAGUGUUACUACAGGAGGAAACCUAAAUUAAACUAACUUUAUUUAUACUGCAUAGCUCUAUCAUUUCUAAACUGUUCUUCCUAGAGGUCCAGUAAGGAUCAUCUCUUAUUGAUCCAGUAUUACUACCGGAGGAAACCCAAACUAAACUAACUUUAUUAAUACUGGAUAGCUCUAUCAGUUCUAAACUGUUCUUCCUUGAGGUCCAGUAAGUAUCAUCUCUUAUUGAUCCAGUGGUACUACAGGAGGAAACCCAAACUAACUUUAUUAUGCUGGAUAGCUCUAUCAUUUUGUUCUUCCUAGAGGUCCAGUAAGGAUCAUCUCUUAUUGAUCCAGUGUUCCUACAGGCGGAAACCUAAAUUAAACUAACUUUAUUUAUACUGGAUAGCUCUAUCAUUUCCAAACUGUUCUUCCUAUAGAGGUCCAGUAAGGGUCAUCUCUUAUUGAUCCAGUGUUACUACAGGAGGAAACCCAAACUAAACUAACUUUAUUAAUACUGGAUAGCUCUAUCAGUUCUAAACUGUUCUUCCUUGAGGUCCAGUAAGGAUCAUCUCUUACAGGAGGAAACCCAAACUAACUUUAUUCGCCUUCUAUUGACUCUGCUUUAUUAUACUGGAUAGCUCGAUUAUAUCUGAUUAUAUCCGUUCUAAACUGUUCUUCCUAGAGGUCCAGUAAGGAUCAUCUCGUAUUGAUCCAGUGUUACUACAGGAGGAAACCUAAACUAAACUAUAAAAAACUUUUUCUUUUGUUUUCAGCUUCAGCGACAAUGAGUUUGAUCGAAAUGGCUGUUACAGAUAUCCAAGCUAAAACUUGUUUGAGUUUCAGAAAACGAAUUAGUGAAAAGAAUUGGAUUCGUUUUACUCGACAAAGAGGGUAAGGACUUUCUCAACCUCGAAAGCCAGGCUCUCCCCCACCCCGCCCCUCCAUUUGAGAUAUUUUUUCGGGUAGUUCAGACACAAACCACGGCAGCUUAGUAUAGAAUAUGCUUAAAUUAUAUCAGGCGUUUGUUUGAAAGUGCGAUUCCUAAAUUAGCCCACCACGUGCGUUAGGAUUAUCUGACAUGUAUAGUACAGUAUUUUCACUGAAUUUAUUACAGGUGUUGGUCCAGUGUGGGUCGACAGUCGUAUCUUGGCGCUCAGAAUAUCUCAAUUGGAACUGGUUGCGAUCUUCUUGGUAUUGUACAACAUGAAGUAAUGCACGCUUUAGGUGAGUUUUAGUUCGAAGCAUAAAAAUCAAAUAAACAUUAAAAAACGUUUUAAAAAAUUAAAUAAAAAAAAAAAAAAUUUGAUAAAUAUAAAAAUCAUAAAAAUCAAAUGAACUAUCUAUAUAAACAUUUUUAUGUUUAUAUAGAUAGGUCUUACUGACAAUGGCCAUUCAUCACAACAUUCAUUGAUAUAUGAUUUGUGCAAUAUUUGGGUAGUUUUGAGACGUACAUUUGUACCCUAAUGACUAAUUGUUCUCUUUUGAUCGGGUCAUUGGGAAAGAAUAUCGAGAAUGCAUAUUUGGAAAAUAAGGAACUGGUAAUCUUGGGUGAUUUUAAUAUUGAUUACUUAAAUCCAGAUUCCUUUUUAAAACACGAUCUAGUAAAAACACUUCUGAAUCUAAAUCUAACUCAACUUGUCAAGUGUAUCACCCGACCAGUGUCUAACACGUGUUUGGAUCACAUCUACUCAAGUCACCCAGAUAGAAUGCAUAAUGUUGUUACACUAAAUGUUGGCUUGUCCGAUCAUCUCCCAGUAUUCGCUCUCAGGCGCUUUAAGAAAACUGGAGAGCAAGGUGCAGCAGGCACUAAAAUACAUGAACACACAUCACUCAAAUACCGAAAUCUAAAGUCCCUCAAUAAUGAAUUGUUUGCUAAAGAUCUUUCAGAAGCCCCGUGGGAUUCAGCAUUCGUGUUUGAAGAUACUGAUGACAUUGUUGAUUCGUGGUAUUCCAUUUUUAUUAAUAUCCUUAACAAACACGCUCCAAUAAUAUCGAAACGAGUUAAACGAAAGAUCCAACCAAAAUGGUUUACAAAUGAUAUAACAGAUGAAAUUCAAAUCAGAGACAGACUUCUAAAACAAGCACGUGCUCAACCUCGUACCCAGGACUAGUCGCGAAUUGAAGGCGGCGACAUAUGUCGCCGCCUUCAAUUCGCGACUAGUCCUGGGUACGAGGUUGGCACGUGCUUCCAACAACGCAAAUGACUGGUCAAUUUUCAAACUGGCCAAAAAUAAAGUAACUCAGUUAAUCCGUAAUAAAAAGAAAAAUUAUUUUAAAUCGAAAGUAAAUGAACAUCGAGAAAACCCAAAUAAACUAUGGUCAUUGAUUAAAGAUCUGUCAAGAGUAUCAUUGGGAGAAAACAACGGUAUUCGUCAAUUAAACGAAAACGGAGAACUUGUAACGGAAAGCAGAAGCAUUGCCGAAAUCUUUAACUCUUUCUUUGUUAGUCAACCACAACGUCUCUUAUCAUCUAUAAAGUCUACUUUUUGUAACGAAUCUCUGCUAAACUCUCUAAAGAUAAAGAUAAAGUUUGAAAUUCCACAUAUUUCUCCAGAAAAGGUACUUCAAAUGCUAAAUUCUAUGCCAGCAAAUAAAGCAACAGGUGCUGAUGGAUUGAGUCCUAAAUUACUGAAAAUUGCUGCUCCAUCCAUAUCAAGCUCAGUCGCACGUCUCAUAAACCAUUGCAUAUCCACCAACACCUUCCCAUCCAGAUGGAAAGUAGCCAAAGUCACCCCAAUUUUUAAGAAUCAAGGAAGUGUAGAACACAAACAAAAUUACAGACCAAUAUCUGUUCUUCCGAUCCUCUCAAAAUUAUACGAAAGAUAUCUCUACAAACACUAUAUUCACACUUAUGCAAUAACAAUUUCCUAUAUGGCCUGCAAUCUGGCUUUCGCAAACGCCACUCGACUGAAACUGCUCUAA
Molecule: messenger RNA, 5020 nt
Organism: Paramuricea clavata
Lineage: Eukaryota; Metazoa; Cnidaria; Anthozoa; Malacalcyonacea; Plexauridae
Source: the annotation of a GenBank genome assembly